ACUGCCAAAGACAACGAAGCACAAGUGGACGGGACAAAGUACUGUUCCUGUCAACAAGCGUCCGAGGAUAGUGACGACUAUAUGAUUGCCUGCGACAACGCUACCUGUCGGUACCACUGGUUCCAUUGGAAAUGUGUAGGUGUUAGAGAAGCGCCCAUCGGUGACUGGAUGUGUCCAGAAUGCGAAAAACAACAAACGCACGACCGUAGU
Dothidotthia symphoricarpi CBS 119687 is the source of this 210-nucleotide messenger RNA. RefSeq lists its product as uncharacterized. NCBI's taxonomy places the organism in Eukaryota, Fungi, Ascomycota, Dothideomycetes, Pleosporales, Dothidotthiaceae. The record is from RefSeq and is a predicted model, not a curated record. Gene Ontology annotation, biological process: regulation of DNA-templated transcription. The transcript has a single exon. The annotation marks the transcript as partial. Gene Ontology annotation, cellular component: Rpd3L complex; Rpd3L-Expanded complex; nucleus.